AAUGUUGCCUCAACUAUUUUUCGCGCUUGUGUUAAUUUCUCAACUUUCAUCUAAUGUAAACUGUUACCUUCAAAUUCAUGAGUCAAGUGUUUGGAUUCCAUAUUCUGAUGAUAAUAUUUCUCAGCCUAUUUUCAUGUGGCAUAUGAAUCGGGGUUUUCUACCGACACAAUAUUCAUCUCUACAAUUGAAUACUGAUCCAACCAAUGUUAAUAAUCCUAAUUUCUAUCAGACUCUUAAGAAAGCCUAUUCGUUAUAUGUAAAUUCAGAAAGUACUGAUAUUUGUAUUUUAUUACCUGUCAACAAUUCUAUAUUCGUACACUUUGAAUUGAACGAAACUAUGGCCACUCAGUACAAUUCAACUACGAGCCGUUGGUCAACUAAUCGUUCUCGAGCUGUUCUGUAUGAACUGACGAAUGAUACAACUGUUGAAUUCCCUGGAAUUGGUGUUAGAGCGGAAAAUAUUUCUGAAUUGAUUUUGGUCACUUUUCGUGUUUCAGAUUGGCUCGCUGAGGUCAAAGGGCAUAGAGUUGCCUCCAAUUUCGAUAGUAUUACCACGCAUUGCGCUUUCAAUCAUAUGAAUAAAGCUUAUAGUGUCGGACGUCGUACGCAUCGCGAUGGCAAUGUCGUCGUUUUCGUUUCUCGAACAGUAGUAGAUGAUCAAGUACGAUACAUGGAAUUGGGUUCGCACCAAUUUCGAGAAGUUUUUGGUGAUAUGUCUAUGGUUCAGUUUGUCGCUUCCGAUUACAUCCUUCAGCAUGGUAAUUUCUCGGUUGCUCAGUUACUCUUUGUAAGUUAUCAAAACGACUCCGAUGAAAUUGUAGCAUUUCAAUUUUCAGAAAUAAUGGCCAACUUUGAUGAAUUUGACAGAGGAUUGUGUUCUUUUGAUUUUACAAUAUGGUCAAGAGGUAUCGUCACUGAUAAUCCUACAUGUUUACGGUCUCUGAUCAUGAGUAGGUCUAAUCGCGGGGAUAGAAUCGCAAAUUUCACUAUACUUCCUAACCAAGAUAACGAUAGCGAAUAUGUACUGAAACUCUGGCCAAUGAAUAAUUAUAUGAGAAUCAAUUUGGAUAGAGAUGGUUGGGGUAAAAUUGUCGAUUUUGUCGCACUUGCAAUGACAGCGAUGCCUGGUUAUCUUCUUUUGGUUCUUACAGCGAAUCACCAAUACACACGAUAUCGAUUUUCAAUUCAUUACGUUGACUCUGAUACUUUCCGGGUAACUAAUCAUCCAGAUGAGGUAAUAAUUCCAUACAAUAGACGUGCUGAUCAUGUUAAAAUCUAUUAUCACGAUAAUCCAGUCCCUCAAGUACUCAUUACGAUCGAUCAAUUUCAUUAUCAUACAAACAUUAACCUGUGUCCACUCUUGUCAAACUCUUCUUGUCUCGACUGUACAACAACCAAAUACUUUGAUGAUGGUGAGAAUGAAAGAUUUUGCCAAUGGACACAAAGUGAAGAAAGUCAACUUGGUACUUGUUCGUCAGGUUCAAGUUUAAUUCCUAAAAAUGUAAAUGGCACAAGAGAAAACUCGUGUGUUCGUGUCACAGAUUUAUACGCAACUAGGUCAUUGUCGAACGGGUUUGACAUGGAUAUUAGUGUAGAGGGUUAUGGUGAAUCUUCGGCAUUGGCCUUUCCCUUUUUAAUCGAUUUUGUUGGAACGCAAGAUGUGCCAGAAUGUCAAUUUGUUCGAUUCGAAGACUCAACAGUCUCAUUCAAAUGUGAUAAAAUUCCUAAAAGAGAGAACGAAACGGAAGGAGAAGUCAAGCUCGAAAUUUCGGUUUCUCGUAUUGUCUCAUCGAGAAACGAGAUCUUGAGCUGGCAUUUAGCAACUGAACCAUUUUAUAUACGAAGUUCUUCUAAAUUACCGUUGAUUAUAGCUUCGAUUUUUGUGUUGACAAUAAUCGGUGUAAUUGGAAUUUACAUUUUUCAAAACAGAUUCAGAAAAGGAGGAAAAGUUACACGAUUCGGUUCGGGUAUCAAACUUGUUGGUCAAGGUAAAGCUCAGUUAAAAUCUGGUUCAGUGUUAUCAAUCUCUUCGAAAGAUAUUUUAGCUGUUAAAUCAAAGAAAUCUCAAAUCGGCUCAUCUAAGGCCAAAUCGAUCUUAGAACUGAGAAAAGGUAGUGGAUUAGGUAAGAGUAAAGCCAGUUCGAAAACUUCAUUGUCUAUGAAAUCGAGCCAAAGCAAAUCGAAAUUGUCUCAACUUAAACGUAGCUCAAGCGUUGGACCAGUCGAUUCAAAGAAAUCCCAAGUUUCCUUAGCUCGUGCCAAUUCUGUCUCAAAGGUCAAAUCAAAAUCCAGCUCCAAGUUAAAAUCUUCUAUCGCUCCUAAAGGUAAAUCUCCUUCCAAAGUACCUGGAAAAGUUCUUGGUAAAAGUCCAACGAAAACCUCGAAAAGUGCAUUGAUGAAAAAUAUCGCACCGACUCUGGGGCAACUUAAAUCUAAAGUAUCAUCAUCAUCAUCUUCAUCAAUACCAGUGAGCUCGACAUCGAUAGUUGGAUCAACAUUAUCGCAACAAUCAAUUGCUCCAAAGAAAACCAAUUCACCAAAAGAAACAAAAAAAUGAUUCAUGAAAAAUUUCAUGGAAACGUAUCAACAUUUUCACUUCCUUUCAUUCAGAACUUUUCUCAAAUCGACCUAUCCAUUUAAUCUUAAUCAAUCAAUGUUUUGAUUAAAAUUGCAACUAGAAUAUAAAAUUUACUCAUGUACAAUCAACUGAACAACUCAUUGAAUUUUCAGAAAAUCACAAUCAGCAUAAUGAUGAUAACCAAUCAGUUAAAAUCAUAACUUUUGUAUCAAUAAUAUAAUCAAUUUGUUACAAUUUAAGUUAAUCAGAAUAUCAUAUAUAAUGUUUACCGUUUUUUACGUUAAUUUUAUUGCAAAUUCCGAUUAAAUCUAAUAUUAUAUUAGAAGAAAAAUUUAACCUUUAAUCUUAAAAAAAUCUCUUUUGCAAUUUACUUUUUAGUCUUUUUAGUCUUUUUCUUAAUACCUUUGGAUUCUAAAACUGACCCAGUGGUGGAUUUAGACUUGAAUUGGUGUAAAAAUGGAGAUUUAACCUUAGAAACAUUUUUACUGCGAUCUGAUUUAAGGACUUUCUUAGAUUUAGUCUUGGGAGUUUUCGAGUUGCUAAUUGCUUUCAGAGCUAAUAAAGAUUCCGGUGCAGAUUUGAUUCUGAGAUUGGAAUCAGUUUUCAGUUUUGAUUUGAAGACUUUGAUGUUUCUGGGAUUAUGAUUAGCAUCUUGUGAUUUCUUUGAUUUUUUUUGCAUCAAAAAAUAGCCAGAGAGAGACAUUGAAACAAUGAUAAUGAUAAUGAUUAGAACUGCAUAGAUUGACGAUUUUGAUGAUUCAGAUAAAUCAUUGGACUCCGUUGAAGUUAUACUAGAUUCUGAUGUGGGCGGUUGCGUAUCAGGAGGAUUGGUUGUAGAUUCAGUUGUUAGCUCGGUUGUUGGGUCAGUUGUUGGUUCAGUUGUUGGCUCAGUUGUUGGGUCAGUUAUUAUAUCCGUUGGUUGUGGGGUGAUUAUCGGAGUCGUGGUGGUUAUUAGUUCGGUAGUUGUAGUAGGCUCUGUUAAAGUACUGUUUUCUGUUGAAAGAAGAUGUGUACGUGCUGUGAAUCGAUUGGUGUUUUCAUAAUUAGAUGUUCUUGACUCGAUAGAUAUUUGUUAGUAGUGCAUAAUCUCCAUAUAUUACUUGAGAGCAUUGUAUCAUGAAAAUUGAACCAUUUUGUUCUGCUGCACGACAUUCUUGUAAAGUUGUCGUAGCAGUGGCAAGAUAAACGCGAAAAGAAAAUUGUGCAGAUAUUGUUUCAUGAUAACCAUUUAAAUCUGAAUAGAUGAUGAAGGUAUAUGUUAACGGUAGAUAGACUGUUGUUACU
Panonychus citri (citrus red mite) is the source of this 3862-nucleotide messenger RNA. RefSeq lists its product as uncharacterized. Lineage: Eukaryota; Metazoa; Arthropoda; Arachnida; Trombidiformes; Tetranychidae. The record is from RefSeq and is a predicted model, not a curated record. The transcript has 2 exons. Bases 2 to 2557 code for a protein of 851 amino acids.